Messenger RNA from Rosa rugosa (rugosa rose), 3312 nucleotides. Its product is annotated as replication factor C subunit 1. Gene Ontology annotation, cellular component: DNA replication factor C complex; nucleus. Gene Ontology annotation, molecular function: DNA binding; ATP hydrolysis activity; DNA clamp loader activity. The transcript is spliced from 22 exons. The coding region runs from base 161 to 3055 and encodes 964 amino acids. Gene Ontology annotation, biological process: DNA repair; DNA replication. The record is from RefSeq and is a predicted model, not a curated record. NCBI's taxonomy places the organism in Eukaryota, Viridiplantae, Streptophyta, Magnoliopsida, Rosales, Rosaceae.
CUGAAACAAAAAUCAGAAGCUUCAAUUCUGAGUCCCUAUGUUUGUUUGAGAAUCACUUCUCUCUCUCUCUCUCUCUCUCUCUAACGGUUGUUCUGUAUGCCCCAACAGCGAGCAAUCAGUGUUAGCGUUUCGCAUUCUGCAACCCAACCCAGGCUAAACGAUGUCGCAGGCAGAUAUCAGAAAGUGGUUUAUGAAAUCGCAUGACAAGGCCAAUGCCUCCAAACCGGCUCCGGCUCCGGCUCCGGCUGCUUUGCCGAAACAGUCUACAGACCCCCCUCAAGAACAGAAUGUGCAUGGAGGUGAAGAAAAUUCAGGCAGAAGGAAAACCAGCAAGUAUUUUCCUCCAAAGCCGAAUGAGGAAAAGGAAACAGUUGAUGUUCCAGCAAAGCGGAAGACUCGACCGGAUCCUGUUGAAUCUAGCAGACCCUCGCCUGCAAAAAAAAUUCAGAAGGUUGCUGACGACGACGAUUUUGUUUUGCCUCAAUCUAAAAAGAAAGAAGCCACGCCCAGCAAGAAACUGAAGAAUGCAUCUGGCAUGGGAAUUCCACAGAACCUGACGUCUGCAAAUGAAAGUGAUGAUGAUGAAGCCAAGGCUCCUCCCAAAUCUGGUGGUAGGGGUCGUGGUGGAAGAGGUAGUUCAUCGGCUGCACCAGCUGGUGGAAGGGGCAGAGGCGCUGGACGGGGUGGAUUUAUGAAUUUUGGCGAAAGGAAAGAUCCUCCACACAAAGGAGAAAAGGAGGUUCCUGAAGGUGAUCCAAACUGUUUAGCUGGUUUAACUUUCGUAAUAAGUGGUACACUUGAUAGUUUGGAAAGAGAGGAGGCAGAAGAUUUGAUAAAACGUCAUGGUGGUCGUAUCACUGGAUCUGUCAGCAAGAAAACGAGCUAUCUUUUAUGUGAUGAAGAUAUUGAGGGCAGGAAAUCCUCAAAAGCCAAAGAACUUGGGACGGCUUUCCUUACUGAGGAUGGAUUGUUUGAUAAGAUUCGGGCAUCAAUUCGUGCUAAAGCACCUGUGAAAGAAGAAAAGAAACCUGUGGAUAGUGCACGAGAAUCAUCUCUGCCUAAUAAAAGCCCUAAGAAAGUAGCAUUAAAGAGUUCACCAGAUUGCACUAGCAGCUCCUUGGCAUGUAGGGUAUCCCACAAACAGUCGCCAUCAGAUGCUUCCCUUGCUAGGCGCAAAGAGCAAACUACCGAGCAUUCUGCUUUGACAUGGACAGAAAAAUAUAGACCAAAGGUUCCAAAUGACAUUAUUGGUAACCAGUCACUGGUAAAGCAGCUUCAUGAUUGGUUGGCACAUUGGCAUGAGCAAUUCCGUGAUACUGGAGUUAAGAAAAAAGGCAAUAAACCAAACAAUACAGGUGCUAAAAAAGCUGUACUAUUAAGUGGAACACCCGGAAUAGGGAAAACAACGUCAGCAAAGUUGGUCAGUCAGAUGCUCGGUUUCCAGGCAAUUGAGGUAAAUGCAAGUGACAGUCGUGGGAAAGCUGAUUCCAAGAUUGUCAAGGGAAUCGGUGGAAGCAAUGCAAACUCUGUUAAAGAGCUCGUCAGCAACGAGGCCCUAAGCAUGGAUAGAUCUAAGCAUCCCAAAACUGUGCUGAUUAUGGAUGAGGUUGAUGGGAUGUCUGCUGGUGAUCGGGGUGGAGUUGCUGAUCUUAUUGCUAGCAUAAAGAGUUCUAAAAUUCCCAUUAUCUGCAUUUGUAAUGAUCGUUACAGUCAGAAACUGAAAAGUCUUGUGAACUACUGUUUGCUUCUCAGCUUCCGCAAACCCACUAAACAACAGAUGGCAAAGAGGUUGAAGCAAGUUGCAAAUGCUGAAGGACUUCAAGUGAAUGAGAUUGCUCUUGAGGAACUUGCAGAAAGAGUUAAUGGAGACAUGCGAAUGGCACUUAACCAGUUGCACUAUAUGAGUCUCUCGAUGUCUGUCAUAAAAUAUGAAGAUGUAAGGCAACGCCUACUAAGCAGUGCAAAGGAUGAGGAUAUUUCACCAUUCACAGCUGUUGACAAGCUGUUUGGUUUCAAUGCUGGAAAGUUGCGGAUGGAUGAGCGGUUUGACCUGAGCAUGAGUGAUCCAGAUCUAGUCCCUCUUCUUAUUCAGGAAAAUUAUAUUAACUACAGGCCAAGUGCGGCUGUGAAGGAUGAUAGUGGGGUUGAACGUAUGAACUUGAUUGCCCGUGCCGCUGAGUCUAUUGGAAAUGGGGAUAUUAUCAAUGUACAAAUUAGAAAAUAUCGCCAAUGGCAACUUUCCCAAAGUGGUUCUCUGUCAUCCAGCAUAAUUCCAGCUGCUUUGUUGCGUGGGCAAAGGGAGACACUUGAGCAGGGAGAAAGAAAUUUUAAUAGAUUUGGAGGUUGGCUAGGAAAGAACUCAACAUUAGGCAAAAAUCUGAGGCUCUUAGAAGAUUUGCAUUUCCAUCUUCUUGCAUCUCGUGAAUCUAGUUCAGGGAGGGAGACCCUGCGAGUUGAAUACCUUCCCCUACUUCUGAAACGAUUGUCUGUGCCGCUGCGUAAAUUGUCGAAGGAUGAAGCUGUUCAGGAAGUUGUGGAGUUCAUGAAUACUUACUCCAUUAGUCAAGAUGACUAUGAUACUAUUGUAGAGUUAUCAAAAUUUCAGGGGCAUCCAAAUCCGCUGGAUGGUGUUCAGCCAGCUGUAAAAGCAGCUCUUACAAAAGCAUACAAAGAAGGAAGCAAAUCAAGGAUGGUACGAGUUGCAGAGUUUGUCACUUUCCCUGGAAUGAAAAAGGCUCCUAAGAAGAGGAUCGCAGCUAUUUUAGAACCAUCUGACGAUGUAAUUGGAGAGAACAAUGAUGAUACUUUGGUUCUAAGUGAAGAAGAAAAUUCAUCUGAUACAGAGGACUUGGAAAGCUCUGCUGUUGGGGAGAAGCUGCAACAGGAACUUCAAAGUUUGAAUAAAAAAGGAGUGCAAGUUCAAUUGGAUUUGAAGGGUGCAACAAAUCCAAGUGCCAAGAGGACACCAGCUGGAAGAGGUAAAGGUGCUUCUUCUGGUGCCUCUGAGAAAAAAGGUGGCCGAGGUUCAGGGUCUGGUGCCAAAAGAAAGAGAUGAGGGGAGAUAAAAUAAGAGGUGACUUUUCCUCUGUGUGGUUUCCGUCACCUUAUAUAAUCUAUGUAAAUAGAAAUUUCCUCCAUACAAGAUUUUUGGUAGGUUACUUGGGAGGAUGAUAGGUUCUUCGUUACUAGUUACAUGUUCAAACGUUUCUAGGUACACGAAUAUUUUUUUUGCAGACAUGUUUCGAGAUAUUGAGUAAAUUGUGGAAACAAUGAGGAAAUGUGACAGGACUUGUCCUAGAUUUCACAUUGAAA